Spea bombifrons (plains spadefoot toad) is the source of this 3567-nucleotide messenger RNA. It is a transcript of the gene MKLN1, whose product is annotated as muskelin 1. The transcript is spliced from 18 exons. The record is from RefSeq and is a predicted model, not a curated record. Gene Ontology annotation, molecular function: protein binding. The coding region runs from base 18 to 2201 and encodes 727 amino acids. Gene Ontology annotation, cellular component: cytoplasm. NCBI's taxonomy places the organism in Eukaryota, Metazoa, Chordata, Amphibia, Anura, Pelobatidae.
AUCUUCCUCCUGACAAGAUGGCGGCAGAGUGUAGAGUGCUGUCUUACACCGUAUACAAGUGGAGCUCUUUCUCAUCCAGUUAUCUGCCUGAGAACAUUUUAGUCGAUAAACCCAGUGACCAGUCUUCACGAUGGUCUUCAGAGAGCAACUAUCCCCCACAGUUCCUGAUUUUAAAGUUGGAAAGGCCAGCCAUCAUUCAAAGCAUCACUUUUGGAAAAUAUGAGAAGACUCAUGUAUGCAACUUGAAGAAGUUCAAAGUUUUUGGUGGCAUGAAUGAAGAAAACAUGACAGAGCUUUUAUCUAGUGGGUUAAAGAAUGAUUAUAACAAAGAGACAUUUACGUUGAAGCAUAAAAUUGAUGAGCAGAUGUUCCCAUGCCGGUUUAUUAAAAUAGUGCCUCUCUUGUCCUGGGGGCCAAGCUUUAACUUUAGUAUUUGGUACGUUGAAAUAAAUGGCAUUGAUGAACCUGAUGUGGUGCAGCCCUGUCUUCACUGGUACAGUAAGUACCGUGAACAGGAAGCCAUUCGCCUAUGUCUGAAACACUUCAGACAGCACAACUACACAGAAGCUUUUGAGUCCUUGCAGAAGAAAACCAAAAUUGCUUUAGAACACCCGAUGUUAACAGAACUUCAUGACAAGCUGGUUCUCAAAGGAGACUUUGAUGGCAGUGAGGAGCUGAUUGAAAAGGCUGUGAAUGAUGGUCUUUUCAGCCAGUAUAUCAGUCAACAGGAAUACAAACCACAGUGGAACCAGAUAAUUCCCAAAAGCACUAAAGGUGAUACAGAAGAUAGCAGGCCAGGAAUGAGAGGUGGACAUCAGAUGGUCAUUGAUGUGGAGUCUGAGACUGUAUAUUUAUUUGGUGGCUGGGAUGGAACCCAGGACCUGGCUGACUUCUGGGCUUACAGUGUCCGAGACAACCAUUGGAUCUGCAUAUCCAGAGAUACUGAAAAAGAGAACGGUCCAAGUGCCAGGUCAUGUCACAAGAUGUGCAUUGACACUCAACGCAGGCAGAUUUAUACACUGGGUAGAUAUCUGGAUUCCUCUGUAAGAAACAGCAAGUCAUUAAAAAGUGAUUUCUACCAAUAUGACAUUGACACAAACACAUGGUCGCUGCUAAGUGAGGAUACCUCUGCCGAUGGAGGACCUAAGCUUGUGUUUGAUCAUCAGAUGUGUAUGGAUUCAGAAAAGCACAUGAUCUACACUUUCGGAGGCCGCAUUUUGACAUGUAAUGGCAAUGUAGAUGACAGUAGGGCCACUGAGCCCCAGUUUAGUGGACUUUUUGCUUUUGAUUGCCAAACACAGACAUGGAAACUACUUAGAGAAGACUCUUGUAAUGCUGGACCAGAGGACAUUCAAUCCCGGAUAGGACACUGCAUGCUUUUCCACUCAAAAAAUCGAUGUUUGUAUGUAUUUGGAGGACAGAGAUCAAAGACAUACUUAAAUGACUUUUUUAGCUAUGAUGUGGACAAUGAUCAUGUGGAGAUCAUAUCAGAUGGUACCAAGAAAGACUCUGGCAUGGUCCCUAUGACUGGCUUCACCCAAAGGGCUACUAUAGACCCUGAGCUGAAUGAAAUUCACGUUUUGUCGGGUCUCAGUAAGGAUAAAGAGAAACGCGAGGAGAAUGUGAGGAACUCAUUUUGGAUCUAUGACAUUGUUCGGAAUAGCUGGUCUUGUGUCUACAAGAAUGAUCAAGCAUCAAAAGAAAAUCCAAACAAAAACCUUCAAGAAGAGGAACCUUGCCCAAGAUUUGCACACCAGUUAGUGUAUGAUGAAUUGCACAAGGUUCAUUAUCUGUUUGGAGGAAACCCAGGGAAGUCCUGCUCUCCAAAGAUGAGGUUGGAUGACUUCUGGUCAUUAAAGCUUUGCCGGCCUUCCAAAGAAUACUUGCUGAGACACUGUAAAUACCUAAUUCGGAAACACAGGUAUGAAGAACGUGCUCAAACGGAACCCCUCAGUGCACUCAAAUACUUGCAGAAUGAUUUAUUUGUCACGGUAGAUCACUCUGACCCUGAGGAAACUAAAGAGUUUCAGCUUCUCCCUUCUGCACUGUUCAAAACCAGCAAGGAUUUUACUCCGUUGGGCUUCUCUGAUGUUGAUCACACCUAUGCCCAGAGGACGCAGCUUUUUGAUUCUUUGGUUAACUUCUUCCCUGACAGUAUGACCCCUCCGAAAGGCAACCUGGUUGAUCUUAUUACAUUGUGAAGACGAUACUCUGGACUACAAAGACAAUAAAAUUUGAGUGACUUUUUCGUUUUUUUUAAUUGGCACUGUGGCUGUAUAGAUGAAAUGCAGUUGGUGCACAAAAGAGACAGCUUUGUGAAAUGUUGGUAGGUACCCCUCUCUAAAGAGAUCGUGCUGAUUGCCAGGAGCACUUGGCAGAAAGUUUCUUUUUGUUUUUUCCAUGCUGCCUUGGUGCAAACAUAUUUUUUUUUCUCCCAUUUUUAUAAAUUGGCAAAAGGGAUUAAUGUGUGGCCUUCAUUUCUAGAAGUAUUUUUUUUCUUUUAAUCCUAUUUGAAGUGUAGGGGUAAUAUGCAUAUGUUAUGGUAACAUAUAAAAACAAAGUUUAAUUAUGGGUGACCAGAAGUCAGUCACUCGCUGAAAGUAAUUAUCAGGGUCACACUGGCUAACCUCUUGUACAGCUUACUGUAUUCUCUGUAUAAAAAUGUGAAAUAUGAAUAUAGCUUUUUUCUUUAAUUGCUUUGCAACCUUCAUCAUUUAAACCCAAGGUUGCAAAGGUAAAAUGUGAGGCCACCUUAAUUGAUGUUGUGGGAUAUUGCAUUAGAAAACUAUAUAUGUAUUUAUUUGCGGUCAGAUCCAUUAAAUACAUACCAUUCUAUUGCUGUACAUCACAGAAAUGAGGGGGGUUAGGCACCAAAUGUAUUUGUGCACCGCACCGGCUUCUUUAUAAUCCAGCAGGGUUCUCAAACUGAAGUAUCUCUUAUAUAAAAGAGCACACGUUUAUAAGCAAAUUAGUUUGAUUUUUUUAUAGAUAUUUUUUUCUUUCUUAUUCAAUGGUUCUUUUAAAACCAGACUAUUGUGCUUUGCAUUUUCCAAGUGAAUUAUUGUGAAUGACAGCCUCUUUGAUGACAUCAUAGCUUGGAUGCACUGCAGUACUCUAAGACACUGACAAGUCUUUUAACUGAUUGUUUGCUAGCGUGUUUCAAACUGUAUUUUGCCUCCUUGUCAUUAAAGUUGAGCAAUCUUACUGCUCUAUAAUGAGAAAGCCAUGGAGUUCAUCAAUGAUGUCAUCAACAAAAGCAAAUUCACAAUUAAGCAGAUAAGUUGCCAACCAGCUUUUCGUAGACCCUUAGCAUCAACAUUUAUUAAAAAGAAUGGUAAGUUUGUAUAAUGAUACAUGGUUUUUAUUGCAACACUGUGCUCCUUGAUAUAAGAAGUACUUAUAUCGGGGUUCAAAUUGCCUUCAGUGUACAUUACAUGAUUUACUCUGUUGGACAUUCAAUUAUUCCCAUUAUUCGCAUUUAUCAUUGUAGUGGCCUCUAUGUUGUCACCAACGUUUUGUUCUGUCAUGUUUUGAAAUAUAUGGCAAAGUAAAUCUUGUCAUUGCCUA